Molecule: messenger RNA, 2207 nt
Organism: Solenopsis invicta (red fire ant)
Lineage: Eukaryota; Metazoa; Arthropoda; Insecta; Hymenoptera; Formicidae
Product: purine nucleoside phosphorylase
Exons: 6
Coding region: 145-1149 (334 amino acids)
Biological process (GO): nucleoside metabolic process
Cellular component (GO): cytoplasm
Molecular function (GO): purine-nucleoside phosphorylase activity
Source: RefSeq, a predicted model, not a curated record
GACGAAAGUCUCGCGAGCCACUUGUCGUGAGCACGCGACGUAUACGCGCGGUUCGAUUAGUCUCUUCUUAAUCUUUAAUCUUUAAUCUUUAUCAAUCGUCAUCGUUCGAUUUUAAGUGACUCUCGUUCCAUUCGCUGAUUGAAAAUGUCGUUUCCACAAACCGCCAAUGGUCACGACAGCUCCGUGGCUGCCAAAUCACCAUUGACCAAUAACGAUAAUGUGCCGCAAACGAAUGUGAAGCACGAGCAACACACGUACACUUUCGAAAUUUUACAAGAAUCAGCGCAAUACCUACUGGAUCGCAUCAGGAUUAGACCAAAAAUAGGGAUUAUAUGCGGCUCAGGAAUGGGAUCAUAUGAGCAAAACGAGUUGUGUCCAGGUUCGAUCGCGGAAUCCCUCGUGGACAAGCAAUGUUUUCCCUACGAAGAAAUUCCACAUUUCCCGGUAUCUACGGUAAAGGGCCAUACCGGUCAGAUGGUCUUUGGUUAUCUCGAAGGCGUACCAGUCAUGUGCAUGCAGGGCAGAUUUCAUUAUUACGAAGGUUAUCCACUUUGGAAGUGUGCUAUGCCGGUGAGAGUGAUGAAGUUGGUAGGUGUGACGCAUUUAAUCGCUACGAACGCUGCUGGCGGUUUAAAUCCCACUUACAAAGUAGGUGACAUCAUGAUAGUUAAGGAUCACGUGAAUAUGAUGGGUUUUGCUGGCAACAACCCGCUUCAAGGACCGAAUGAUGACAGAUUUGGUCCUCGAUUUCCACCUAUGAACAAAGCUUACAACGCCACGCUCAUGGAAAUUGGUAGACAAGUAGCUGAAGAGAUGGGUAUUAACGAUAUCGUACACAAGGGAGUUUACACGUGUUUAGGUGGACCUAAUUUCGAAACGGUGGCAGAGUUGAAGAUGUUGCGAAUGAUCGGCGUCGACGCAGUUGGCAUGUCUACGGUUCACGAGGUGAUCACCGCUCGGCAUUGCGAUCUCACCGUGUUCACGUUUAGUUUAAUCACUAACCAGUGUGUUACUGAUUACGAAGAUCACGGUGAAGCGAACCAUGAGGAAGUAAUGGACGUCGGCAAGGCACGACAGCCGAUUCUUCAAGAAUUCGUGUCCAGAAUCGUGACACGUCUCAGAGAUAGCCUACAACUGACGACAAAAUGAUUUGACUUUUUUUAUGACCAAAAUAGUUUGCUUCGCUAUAGGUGACUUGAAAUCGUUGAAUUAUUCGUUUGAAUUUUACAUCUAACUGUAAGUGAAGAUAAAACGAAACAAGACUUUCUGAGAGAGUUUCAUUUAUUAGGAAUUAAAAAGUUGAUGACACAAAAUAUUUUAAUUUCAGUAUCAGGUUUUUUCAGUGCAAGAUUGUUCUUGAAUUACUUUUUCGUUGAUUCUUUCUUAACAAAACUAUAGUAACAAAAUAAUCAAAAGUGUGGAGAAAUUUAACGUGUAGAUUGACGGUCCUCGUGAAUGCUCGUUAUCUUCAUUGCAGUUUCUUACCCCUAUUUAGUUGGCGUCUAUAUUCUACUUAUUUGAAUUCAGGCUCGAUUCAAAUCUCAAUUGAUUCGUUAUCGCGUCUUGAGGGGUCUUGUUGAGAAGAAGGAAAUGAGGAAGAGGAGGGAGAAGAAAGAAGAGAAACGAAGAAGGAGAAUUUAAAGACAGAGAGUUAGUCAGCAUUCCGUCUAGAUUAACACCAACCUUGUUUCGUUACCUUCAUCUCGCUUCCGUAUUCUUCUAUCGCUAAUACAUCGUCAUUCGACUCGGAUAAAUCUUCAAGACCUGACAUAUGAUAUAGGAAAUCUGAAUUAAAUUAUGAUUUAUUAAGAGGAAAAAUUGCGCGAUAAUGGCACGAUUGCCAUUUUUUAUUAUGACAUUUUUUAUUAUGACAUAUCUUGUAUAUGUAUAUUUUUUCAAAUAACACUUAUUUGUAGAAAGAAAAUUCAUUAGGUAGUAAGAUAACAAAAGAUAUCUAUAUAUAUAUAUAUUGGAAAUUUACGUAUUUUUAUGUACCUGUAAGAUACGAAAAGAUAAACGAAAAAAAGUAAGAUAUAAAAGUAAUUAAAGAUUUAUUCUAAGUGUCACUGUAAAUAAAAUGAUAUUAAGUAAUGAACGUAACGUGCUUUAAUAUUAUUAAUUUAAAUUCUAGAAUUCAAAAUUGUUUAUCCUAUUAAAGAGUAAAAGUUAUAAAUAUGACUCCUCAAUUUGAUAAUUAUAAUUUUUAC